Rotaria sp. Silwood2 is the source of this 240-nucleotide messenger RNA. The record is from the annotation of a GenBank genome assembly. Lineage: Eukaryota; Metazoa; Rotifera; Eurotatoria; Philodinida; Philodinidae.
AUGUUCGAUGUAAUACUAUUUGUCCUGAUACUAUUACUUACACCAGCUACUAUAAAUCAUGCAGCUAACUUACAAUUAACAAUGGAUGAAUUUGUUACAGAAGAGAUAAGAAAACAAUGUUUAAAACGAUUGGGCUCAUCUGAAGAGAUAGCUAAUUUAAAUGUAUUUCUUGUUUCGGAUUUAUGUCAUUUUGCAACAGGUGCUAGUUUUUUAGUCGAUGAAGGUUAUACAACCAUUUAG